AUGAGCGGUGUAGUGGUGCAGGGAACAGCUGAGCGACGGACGAGAAGGACAGCUUUCGCUCAGGCCCGUGGUACCUAUAGGAAGGGCAAGCGUCCCAGUCUCCGUACUGCCAGGAAGCUCCACAGCCACCGACAAGACCAGAAGUGGCAUGAGCACAAGAGAGCCCAUCUGGGCACAGCCCUGAAGGCCAACCCUUUGGGAGGUGCUUCUCAGGCCAAGGGAAUUGUGCUCGAAAAAGUAGGGGUUGAAGCCAAACCGCCAAAUUCUGCCAUCAGGAAGCAUGUCAGGGUUCGGCUAAUCAAGAAUGGCAAAAAAAAAAAAAUAACAGUCUUUGUACCCAAUGAUGGUUGUUUGAAUUUUAUUGAGGAAAAUGAUGAAGUUCUGGUUGCCGGAUUUGGCCACAAAGGUCAUGCUGUUGGUGACAUUCCUGGAGUUUGCUUUAAGGCUGUCAGAGUGGCCAAUGUCUCCCUUUUGGCCUUAUACAAAGGCAGGAAGGAAAGACCAACAUCGUAA
Molecule: messenger RNA, 513 nt
Organism: Kogia breviceps (pygmy sperm whale)
Lineage: Eukaryota; Metazoa; Chordata; Mammalia; Artiodactyla; Physeteridae
Product: small ribosomal subunit protein uS12-like
Exons: 1
Coding region: 1-513 (170 amino acids)
Biological process (GO): translation
Cellular component (GO): ribosome; cytosolic small ribosomal subunit
Molecular function (GO): structural constituent of ribosome
Source: RefSeq, a predicted model, not a curated record